CUCUCGGUGGCCCUCCCCCGCCAGCCACUCUCUCGCCAUUUUUUUCCAUCUUUGCCAACAUAUAGCACUGCCGGCUAGAUCUUCGACCAUCUCUUUUCCAAGCCACUCAUAGUAUGCACCUCGUUCCAUAUUCUGUUGAGCUUUCUACUUCCCGUAUGAAGAAAGGCAGAGGGCCUUGUUGAGACUGUGCUCUCGUCAGAGUUGAGAUUUUCCUUGGUGGAGAUGGAUAUUCUGGUAUAUUAAUUCUGGGCGAAGAUGGAAAACAUUGAAGGUGCCUCCGCAUCCUCUGGGCCGGCGAUCGAUGAUCCUGAUUCUGCUUCUAUUGAGGCAGCGAUGGGAGUUCCUGUAACUGUUAUGUUGGGGCCCAUGUGCACCCUUCUCCAGAAACUCCAUUCGCGAAUGGCUCCUGGACAGAGUAUGGCGCCAGAUCUGCUCGGCUUGAAAGAAGUCUUUCUUCUCAGUGAUAGCCUCCAGGAAAUAUGCAUCUCCCUUAAGAAUAUGUCUGACGAGGACCCUAGCUUCAUGGUUCAGUGGUGGGUGAAAAUAGUUCGCGAACUUUGCUAUGACACGGAAGAUCACCUGGACGAGGUCUACUACGCCGGGACCCAUCAUGAUUUUUCAGAAUUACUUGCUCGUGUGGAGGAUUUGAGUGAAAGCCGCAAAUGUUUGGAGUGGUCUCCUCGUAGGACUAUCGAACCAGCUGACCUGGGGAAAACCAAUGUCAGCCGCCGCACUUCCCUCCAGCUGCAGGUUCCCCUCCCUGUCCAUGUGGAGCCGCCAAAUAAUCUUGUAGAGCUGCUCGAUUUAGACAACAACGAGAAGGCACUCAAGGUGAUACCUAUACAUGGAUGUGCAGGUGUUGGAAAGACAACAGCUGCCAGAGCAUUGUAUCACAGGAAUGCAGGGAGAUUUCAGUGCCGGGCUUUUGUAACUGUGUCACGGAAUCCAGAUAUGAGGGGGUUUCUCACCAGCAUGCUUUCGCAACUUAAUGCACCACAACCCCAUGGUUUUCCUGAUGUGCAUGACCUUAUUGAUGCUAUCAGCGAACAUCUGCAAUGCAAAAGAUACUUCAUCGUAAUUGAUGAUUUAUGGACUUCAUUAGUAUGGAAUAUUAUUAGCCGUGCUUUUCUACGAUGUGAUUCUUGCAGUAGAAUAAUAACAACAACCCAAAUUGAUGAUGUAGCAUUGGCAUGCAGCAGUUAUGACUCAAAAUAUAUAUAUAAGAUGGAACCUCUUAAUGAUCAUGAGUCUAGAAAGUUAUUCUUUGGUAGAGUGUUUGGCUCUGAAGAUGAUUGCCCAAUAGAUAUGAAGGAAGUUUCAUAUGAUAUUAUUAAGAAGUGCAGUGGUCUGCCAUUAGCAAUUGUAAAUAUAACCAGUCUGUUAGCAAGUGAAUCAACCGACCUAAGGGAAAUGUGGGAGCACAUACAAGAUUCGUUGCCGUCCACUUCAGGAGACAGCAUAGAUGCUCCUGAUCUUUUGUGCAGCAUGCUUCCGCACUUCCUGUACAACAGCCUUCCACCUUGUUUGAGGUCAUGCUUGCUAUAUCUUAGUAUGUAUUCAGAGGGCCAGGUGAUCAACAAGGAUGAGUUGGCGAAGCUGUGGGCAGUUGAAGGUUUUCUCAGUGCUGUUGGAGGGCGAGACACACAAGAAAUUGCUGAGGAUUAUUUUGAUAAGCUUGUCAGGAGAGGUAUGGUCCAGGCCGUGGACACCAACAAUAACGGCGAGGUGUUGUCAUGUACAAUUCACCAGAUAGUUCUGGAUUUUAUCAGGCUCAAAUCUGUGGAGGAAAAUUUCGUCAUAAAUGUGGACCAUUUCCAAUCAUCUCUCGCACUUCCUGAUAAAGUUCGCCGAUUAUCCGUCCAGUUUGGAGGGGUAAAAAGCGCAUAUAUACCGGAAAGCAUCGUAACAUCACAAGUUCGAUCGCUUAUAUUUUGGGGUUUCUACAAGUGUGUGCCUUCGAUUAUGGACUGUGGGCUUCUUCGUAUUCUGAUUCUUCAUAUUUGGGCUGAUGAAGAGAACGAGAGUUUUGACCUCACUGGAAUCGGAGAGCUAUUUCUGCUGAAGUAUCUCGAGAUUGAAUGCAAUAUCACUGUCAAACUUCCAGAGAAAGACAUUAUUCCAUGGCUGCAACACUUGGAGACACUCCAAGUAGAUGCAAGAUUAUCUGCUGUUCCAUCACAUAUUAUCAAUAUGAAGAGAUUACUGCACCUCCGUCUUCCAAGCGAGUAUAUUCUGAGCAGUACAGUUGCUCAAAUGAUAUCACUUCGCACACUGGGCUAUUUUGAUGUUAGCAGUCACACAGUAGGGGAUGUUUUAGAUCUGGGAGAGCUGACCAAUCUUCAGGAUCUUCAGCUCACCUGUUCUAUGGUACAUCCUAGAGAAAAUCUUGAAAGAAAUCUUCAAUGCCUAGGCUCGAUUCUUGAGAAACUAAGAGUCUUGCAGUCAAUAACUCUGGUACUAGUUUCUUCAGGCUCCUCUUGUGUAAAUAUUCUUGACAAAGGCUUCAGGAUGGCGUCUCCUCCUAGCCCGGACCUGCCUCUUCGGAAGAUCGAGCUGUCAUGGCGUUGUUGCAUCUUCUUCAGCCUGCCUAAGUGGUUUGGAGAACUGAGGAACCUCUGCAUUCUAAAGAUUGCAAUUAGGAGACUGUCGAUGAAUGACACUGAUAUGCUGAAAGGACUGCCUUCCCUCACUUCUCUCACCCUAUAUAUCCAGAUAGUUUCUGAAGAAAAGAUCGUCAUCGACGAUGGGGGAUUCCAAGUACUCACCUACUUCAAGUUCAUGUGUUCUGCACCAUACCUAUCCUUUCUUCAAGGAGCAAUGCCCAGAGUCCAGAAGCUCAAGAUAGGGUUCAAUUUUAACCAAUGGAGAUCACAUUCCUUUGGAACAAUUGGUUUCCCUCACUUGACAGGCCUGACAGAGGUCUCCGUAAAACUUGGGGUUCGAAAUGCUGAUGAAGAAUUUGACAAAAAAGCUGCACGGUCUGUGGAGGCUGCCGUAAGGUGUCACCGGAACACUCUUAUACUCAGAUUACAAUGCAUGGAUAUGAUUUUUGAUGGCACUGAGGAUAAGCUUACCACGGCCGAAGAAGAAGAGAAAAAACGUGAGGAGAUCCAGAAAGGCAAGAAAAAGAUGAUGGAACGUUUGGAGGGAUAUCUGAACAAGCAAUUAGUGGAUAGCAGAUAUGCGAGAAAAGAUCCACUGACGCAUCAUGCACAAUCAUUCAACGUCGUGACGGGCGCCAUGAACUCCCUCCUCCCCAAGCUGCUUGACCUCCUCGAGGACGAGUGCACGCUGCAGAAGGGCAUCAAGAAGCUUGUCGACUCCCUCUACAUGGAACUGGAGGCUCUGCAAGCUGCUCUCCGUGAGGUGGCGAAGCUGGAGGCUAAACAACUAGAUGAGGUGCUCAAUACGUGGGCCAGGGAUGUAAGGGACCUCUCGCAUGAAGCUGAGGAUAUCGUCGAUUCCUUAGCAGUGCGCGUCGAGGGCUCUGAUCCUGAAACAAUACUAAAGGCCGGUAUUGUUGAUAUCCUUAGUCCUAGAACCUCUGCGUUGCUCAGCAGAGGGAAGGCCCGCCAUGAGAUCUCUGAUGCCAUCGAUGACAUGAUGUCAAAGGUCCAGGAUUUGGCCGCCCGACUUGAGAGAUACAAGGUCGGCGCCCACACCGCUCCUAAUCCAAAUGCCGCAGUUAGCUUUGACACUCCCUUGUCGGAUGUGUACAAAUACCCCAAAGAUAUGGUUGCCAUAAAGGUUCCAAGGGACGAGGUGAUAAUGAUGCUGACAGAUGGAAAUGUGAUCAAGAAGCUGAAGAUAGUCUCUAUUCUUGGAAUGGGAGGAUUGGGGAAGACCACUCUUGUUAAAGCAGUGUAUGACAAGAUUCGACUGCAGUAUGAGUACACGGCUUUCGUUUCAGUAUCUAGGUAUCCUGAUAUGACGAAAGUUUUGAUGGAGAUCCUUUUCCAAAUUGACAAGCAAAACUGUAGGAAUCUCAGUUUGCCAAAAUUAGAUGAUCAUUACCUUAUUGAUGAAAUCAGGAGACUACUUCAGAACAAGAGAUACUUGAUCGCUAUUGAUAAUAUAUGCGAUGUGAAUAUCUGGGAAAUAAUCAAGCUGGCUUUCGUUGAUAAUGGAUUUGGAAGUAGAGUAGUCACAACUACUCGGAUUCACCUGGUGGCCAGGAAGGGAGGUGAAGUUUACCAGCUAAAACAACUUACUGAUGAGCAAUCAAGAGAAUUAUUCAGUGCAAGACUGUUCAAUGGUGACAAAAAUGUCCCUCACAUCAUAGGGGAGGUGCCAACUAAGAUUUUGUCGAAAUGUGAUGGUGUACCACUGGCUAUCAUAACAGCAGCUAGUUUGUUGGUCGGAAAAUCAACGAAUGAUUGUUCCAAGGUGUACAACAAUAUUGAUUUCGGGUCUGAGUUUGAAGACAACACAAGAAAGAUACUGAAAUCUAACUAUUACGAUCUUCCUUAUCACUUGAGGGCAUGUUUAUUGCAUCUACACAUGUUUCAAGAGGACUGUAUAAUCAGGAAAGAAGCUUUGAUGUGGAAAUGGGCAGCCGAAGGUUUAACUGCAGAGGUACCUGGAAAAGGUUUAUUUGAGCUUGGAGAGGGAUACUUGAAGGAACUCAUAAACAGAAACCUGGUCAUGCGGGUUGAGGACGACUCAAAUCCUGGGAAGGUAAUUGGCUGCUGUGUCCAUGAUUUGGUUCUCGAUAUGAUCUGUUCCUUAUCAACUGAAGAAAACUUUAUUACCAUACUGGAUAGUAACAAGCAAGAACCCCCUGUCGAAAGCAAGACUCGCAGGUUAGCUGUCCAAAAAUGGGACACGGAGCAGGGCGACCCUCUGGCUAACAUUCGCCCAGAAAGGCUGAGGUCAUUUAACACCAUGGGGUGUCAUUUGAGUAUGGAACUAUCAGUUUCAAGGUUUAAGCUGAUGCGUGUCCUUGCUCUGGAAGAAUGUACGUUGUUUGAUGGAAAUCUUUCUCAUCUAGGGAAGUUACUUCUGUUGAGGUACCUCGGAUUAUAUAAGACACCUAUCAAAAAGCUACCGGAAGACAUAGGUGACCUGAUUUAUCUGCAGACACUGGACCUGAGGGGAACAAGUGUGAAAGAAUUGCCAGAGAGAGUGGCUGGGUUACGGCAACUCAAGUGCCUGCGAGCUGAUAAAGGCACAGCAGUGCCGGAUUGGAUGGAAAAUCUUACAUCCUUAGAAGAGUUGCGGCUGGGCGAGGUCAGCAGGUCCGCAGACUUCACGACUGAGCUGGGCAAACUGACAGGGCUGAGGGAACUUGAGAUUUGGAUUGACGAGUUGGAUAAGAACCAAAACAAUGCUUUGGUGCUGUCUAUGAGAAAACUAGAGAAAAUACAAGUCCUAAGAAUUAUGGGCAAUAGGUGGACAUCAGGGAGUGAACUUAAUUGGGAAGACUUCUACCCACCUGUACAACUCCGUGAGUUACACCUAUCAAGCAUCCCAUGCCCUCGGCUGCCCAAACGGAUCACCGUCUCCCGUGUUCCAAUGCUCUCUCACUUAUCUGUGUACGUAAAGGCCAUAAAGGAGGAGGAUCUGGAUCUCCUUGGGGCAUUGCCACAGCUCAUCAGUCUGGAGCUGCUAUCGCUGUGGGACGCCGUCCGCGAAAUCAAGGGUGGCGGUGCGUUCCCAAGGUUGAAGUUCUUUAACACGUUCUCACCAUUCAAGUUUCUACCAGGGGCUAUGCCAAGACUUGCAAUCCUUCACUUCGCACUACUCAUCACUUCCCGGGGGCCACUAGAUAAAUUCAAGGUUAAUUUUGAAAAUUACUUUGUUAACUCGAUGUUGGGGAACCUCCUUUCACUUGAGAAAGUGGAAGUGAGACCCCUUGAUGACGUCGAGGUGAUGUGUGAAGCAGUGAGGCGUGGACUGGACCAACAUCCGAACAGUCCAAGCCUUCAUAUCUUAAAAUAAUGAUCGGGUGAGUUCUGUGUACUGAAGGCUUCGAUGUUAACCAUGUCACCAGCUUCAGGACCACCUGAUCCUCAUUCCUUGAGCUUAGUUCUUGCUUGGAGGAAAAACAAGAAAAAAAAAGGAAAACAGUUAUUUACUUAUGGACUUCGAGUGCUAUGUUACCUGUUUCCUAGCUCAAGGGAUAGGUCUUUAUGUUGCUUACUUAUUUUCCAAAAUAAAAAGUGCAAAAAAAAUUAGUGUGUCCUUUAGUGGAAAACUAUGUUUAAAAUGGAUCGAGUUGCUCGUCUAGUGGGAGUAGUCCCUUGCCUUAUUAUUUGGCCGAGUUAAAAAACAGGAGAAAAAGCCUACAAAAAAUAUGUUCCUAGUUGUUAUACAAAUGUGUCUUUUUCUUUUGGUGGUGUUCUGGGUAUGGGGUGUUGGUUGGAAACUCCGCCUAUGCCAAUUCUAAGGCGACACAUAUUGCCGCGUAGCCGGUUCCAAGCCCGGAGAAAGGAGGAGGACCAGCCAUGUAAUAGGUUAAGGAGGAAGGGAUGUACUUAUGCAAUGAUCAAACCAUUGUACACUAUGUGGUGUAGCUGCUCCACAAUUUGUUCCUAACUACUCGAUGAGCUUGACAAUCUGUGGAAUUUAAAAUUUAUAGUUUACUUCGAUC
This is a messenger RNA of Triticum aestivum (bread wheat), 6592 nucleotides long. RefSeq names its product disease resistance protein RGA5. Gene Ontology annotation, biological process: defense response to other organism. The record is from RefSeq and is a predicted model, not a curated record. The transcript is spliced from 7 exons. Gene Ontology annotation, molecular function: ADP binding. Lineage: Eukaryota; Viridiplantae; Streptophyta; Magnoliopsida; Poales; Poaceae. Bases 256 to 5940 code for a protein of 1894 amino acids.